AUGGUUGGAAUCGUCAGAAAACAUCAACCAAUUUCACUUCGUUGCCUGCUGCUCCAAACUAUUCUCGCAUCAUGCAUUAGAGUCACAUUCGCUAUACGUGAGGGGAAACGAUGUCCUGGUGGCAUUGUAUCCAGAGAGUAUAUGAGGAAAAACUUCCCUAUCAGCGAUGCACCAUGCGUAGUAAUGGAAGGAAGUCUAAUUUUCAGACGCCUUAAUAAGUCGUUUGUCACGGAAGAAAUCGCCUAUCUAAAGAGACUUGGUCGAUACAAAUCUAAGCCAAUAUGGAUGAGCAAAUUUGAUGGACUGGAGCAAAUAAAUGGAGCGCUUAUCUUCGAGUGGAACAUCGGCAUUAAUAGCUUAUGGUUUCUUAGAGAUCUCAAAAUAAUUAAUGCUAGUGCUAAAGAUGGUCCACCGCUGCAAAUCAGUAACAACAGAGGCUUUCUACAACUUCGGCUUACGAGCCUGAUCGCAAUAUACGGUGAAUUCAAUUACAUAAAAAUCUACAACAGAAAUCGGUUACCGGAAGGAGAUGUGGAGAACCUAAAAAAUGCUGUUGGAAAAAACAAAACGGUCGUUGUACUCGAACAAUGGAAAUUUGACAGAUUUAAGGACAACCUGGGAGAAGGGCUCAUAAUGAUCGGAGCCACCGUCGUUGCGUUGGCAAUUUUCGGAUAUGGUAGUGCGUAUAUUGUCUAUUUAUGGGAAAAGAAGCAAGCGCUUAAAGAGGAAUUACUGAAAGCCAGUGCCACUCCUAAACAGCAACCAAAUCGGUCCAAAGAGAGAACACCAUCAGCGGAAACCGGACAAUGA
Necator americanus (New World hookworm) is the source of this 810-nucleotide messenger RNA. RefSeq lists its product as uncharacterized. NCBI's taxonomy places the organism in Eukaryota, Metazoa, Nematoda, Chromadorea, Rhabditida, Ancylostomatidae. The coding region runs from base 1 to 810 and encodes 269 amino acids. The transcript has 7 exons. The record is from RefSeq and is a predicted model, not a curated record.